UCAUUUUUUUUGUGUAAUAUUGGUUCAUAUCUAGUUGACAUUGAGUUUUUAUGAAUUAUGACAUUUUUCGCUUUCAUUUAUGUACAUCUAUAGCAGUUUAAACUUAGUCGAGAAGAAUUGUUAUGUAUUUGUUAUUUUCCAGAAUUAGGUUUUUUAUUUUAAAUUUUAUCAACCUAUUUUUCAUUAUGAUUGUAACUGUUUUUGCAUGUUUGUUUGUUUUUUUAAUUUUUUUUGUGUAAUGAUGGUUCAUAUCUAGUUGACAUUGAGUUUUUUUGAAUUAUGACAUUUUUCGCUUUUCAUUUAUGUACAGCUAUGGCAGUUUAAACUUAGUCGAGAAGUUCAUUCUCACUCCAAGGUCGAUACGCGCAUGUCGUAUGAUAUCAUUUCCGAAAUCAAAUCGACUCUUAAUGCCGGUGAAUUGGAAAUGUUCAGACAAUGUUGCUUCGGGUACCUCAUUGACAUUCCAGAGAUCACAAUGCAAAAUCAGAUUAUCCACUGUUUGUUACUAAGGGAGGUCGUACAAUUGAACAAAUCUGAAUUAUGGUUUGAAGUCGGCGGGUGUCGGCUGAAAUUUGGCAUUGAAGAAUUUGCGCUGGUGUCUGGUUUAAACUGCCAAGGUGACAGCAGUAAAUAUGGCUAUCCAAAAGUUGCAAAUGGCCUUUAUGACAAGUACUUCAGCGGGCUGCAAUCGGUUUCUAAACAAACCCUUCAGGAUUUGUUUUUAUCUAGGCGUUGGGAUUCGGAGGAGGACGGUUUUAAGCUCGCAUUUAUGCAUUUUUUGCACAAUUUCUUGCUUGCUUCACCAAAUACUGCUCGUAUCCCUUUGAAAGACUUUGAUGUCGUUGAUUCUGCCGAUUUUAAUGACUAUCCGUGGGGUGUUGAUGUAUUCAAGUGCACGUUUGAUUCCCUGGCCACAAAAGCUGUUCUUACUCCGGGAUGUCUUAAGGCUGAAGACAAUGCUUACCACUAUCGCCUAAAUGGUUUUCCAUAUGUAUUGCAAUGCUGGUUCUAUGAGUGCUGCCCGGCAGCCAAAAAAACUUUUGUUCAACUUGUGAACAAAACUGCUAUCCCGCGUAUUUUGAGAUGGCAAGCAUUUUUUCAUCCAAAAUACAUUCCUGUCGACAGAGAACUCUUUGUUGAAUUUGCAUCUGAUCAGGUGUUUUUUCGGUCUAUUGUUCCAACCCCUGCAGAAAAGAAUGCCCUUCCUUUAGGUGACUUUUUCAAAAAGAAUAAGGGUAAGGGUAAGGCAGUGAAUGAUUCUAAUGUUAGCCAAGUAGGUGGGAAUGAAGACGGUUAUUGUCCGGCGUUUGAUAUAUCGAAUGCUUCUGAAUCAAUAACGCAAACUUUGGAUUUACGUAAAAUGGAAAAGAAGCUUCAAGUUUUGAUGGUUGGUCAGAAGACCAUGCAGGCUGACAUAUUGGAGUUUAAACGUGUUUUCACUUGCAAAUUUUCCGAAGUUUUGACAGUUGUAAAUUCGUUAAAUGCGAUGCUUACUGAUAUUGUUGAUUCAAAAAAGGACAAAGUUGAUGAUUCCAAUGUAGACGCCUCAUCUUCUCGAGAUGGCAGUGAACAUGAGGAUGAUUCUAAAUCAUCUUCUAUUGAACCUGAAGUUUCUAUUGAAACAGAAAACACUGAUUCUGAAGAUUCUGCCAUACUUUUAAAGGUUCAGUAAAAUAUA
This is a messenger RNA of Mercurialis annua (annual mercury), 1678 nucleotides long. RefSeq lists its product as uncharacterized. The coding region runs from base 368 to 1672 and encodes 434 amino acids. The record is from RefSeq and is a predicted model, not a curated record. NCBI's taxonomy places the organism in Eukaryota, Viridiplantae, Streptophyta, Magnoliopsida, Malpighiales, Euphorbiaceae. The transcript is spliced from 3 exons.